AAGAGAAUAAUAAUAACAACUAACGAAAAUGAUGAGAGUGAGUCGUGCUGGUAAUGAUGCUGUGGUGCUGGGGAAGGAGGAAGGUGGGGAUGAGAGCCAAUGUUUUCUUGUAUAUACUCUGUACUUUGUAUUUGCGUGUGUGCUAUGUGCUGUGUAUGCGAGUGUGGUGUGGAUUACAUUUUCUACUAGGCUGUGCCAUUGUUGUUGUUGUUGUUGUCAUUAGUGGUAGUGGUAGUAGUAUCAGGGGUAGCAGGUGGAGGAGCACUGGCAUUAAGAUCCUGGGUUGCAGCAGCAGCAGCAGCAGUAGUAGUAGGUCGAGGGCUAGAAGGCACUUUAACAUCUACGGGUUCCGACAAUUCGGGUACAGAAACCGGCGUUCCUUCCUGUUGAUCUUGGGAAGCAGCAUCCGUAUCAGCCUCUGUCAUUACCGUAUCUUCACCGCCAGCGACAGAAGAAGCAGGAGCCGGGGUCGUAUCCUUGGACUCGUCGAACGGAAGCUCGUCCUCGUCGUCCUCAUCCUGCAACAUGUCGACAUUUUCGUCGUCUUCCUUUUCCUCCUUUUGACUGUUAGCAGCUGUGGUAGUUUCCGUACGGUUGUUGUUGUUGCUGGCAUUGUUUGCACCAGCAGCACCACCACCAGCGUUAUACAACUCCAUCGCCGCCUCAAAUUCUUUUAAUUCCUUAUUGUACAUGUCGUAAUACACCUAAUGUUAUAUAUAUAUAACAUCCGCGGUAUUAUAAUCGU
This is a messenger RNA of Zychaea mexicana, 745 nucleotides long. RefSeq lists its product as uncharacterized. NCBI's taxonomy places the organism in Eukaryota, Fungi, Mucoromycota, Mucoromycetes, Mucorales, Lichtheimiaceae. The record is from RefSeq and is a predicted model, not a curated record. The transcript has a single exon. The coding region runs from base 54 to 677 and encodes 207 amino acids.